CGAUCGUGAAAGGAAUGUCUUCCCGCAGAAACAAAGCCUCGAAACUUCCGCAUCAACGCCAUCAACGCAUCAACCAACAUCUUUUGGACAUGGCACUGGUACAUGUACAGUACGGUACAUCUGUACAUGUACGAUGUAUCGACUUGGUCCAUAUUACCAAUUGAUCCUUUGUUUCGUGAAAGUUCAUCUACGCUAGCUACUAGCUAGCUAGUUGUCCUAUCACCAUCAUCAUCAUCAUGUCUCCAAGCCAAAAAGCAAAAAGCAAAAAGCAAAAACUAGACACUGAUGCGCCAGUGUUACCGGUACUCAAUCAAAAGGAUGUGUGGAUUGACGGAAUCAUUCCCUUUGUUGGAAUGGGCCACUAUGCCUUCGUAGGAGCUGUCAACAAGAAGAUGAAUCACCUCUACAAGGAGUAUUGUGAUUCUGUGGAGGAUCCACCCAUGGUUGCUGAGGAUCCACCAAUGGUACAGAAUCAUCAGAAUGGUAAAAAAUGUCAAGCAACUAGCACAGUCACAACCUACAGUGCUGCUUUCUACAAUGAGUCCACUGCAGAAAUAUGGUUCGCUGACGAUUCCAACACCAAAGUUCCUUCUCGCCGUAAGGUGUGUGAAGCCAUUGCCAGGCUUGGAAACAAUGAUGUUCUUCAGUUGGCACAUGACAAAGGAUUUCCGUGGAAUGAAGAUACAUGUGCUGCAGCAGCCAAGGGUGGGCAUCUUAAUGUAUUGAAGUGGUUGCGUGAAAAUGGGUGUCCCUGGAAUGAAACAACCUGUGCUUUUGCCGCUAAAGGUGGGCAUUCGGAGUUGUUGAAAUGGGCCCUUGAAUAUGGCUGUCCAUGGGAUAGACUCACUUGUGCAUAUGCUGCAGGAAGUGGACAUUUUGCAUUGCUGAAGUGGGCACGUGCAAAUGGCUGCCCAUGGACUGAAGCGACUAGUGCAUCUGCUGCUGAAGGUGGACAUUUGGAAAUACUGAAAUGGGCCGUUGAACAUGGCUGUUCAGUGCGUCAUCCAUUAAUUUGUGCAAAUGCUGCCGAACAUGGUCAUUUGGAAACGUUAAAUGGGUGCGUGAAAAUGGCUGCCCAUGGAGGGCAAAUACGUGUACGAAGGCUGCUUAUGGUGGACAUUUGGAAAUACUGAAGUGGGCACGUGAAUACGGCUGUCGAUGGAAUGAAAAGACUGUCAGAUGAGCAAGAGAGGCCGGCCAUUUCCAUGUUGUGGAUUGGGCCCUUGCAAACGGAUGUCCUGAUGUUUAAAGGAGGUGGACGAUGGAGGUCAAAUUUCUUGUUGAUUUUCCUACUUCUGCUUGUAGUAAUGCAAUACAUACGAAUUGUUUGUUGGUUUCAUUAUGAUACGUAGACGACCUGGUACUGAAAUAUCAAAACUGGAGGCAACCUAUACCUGAUACCUUGAAAUUGCGCGACCGCUGCUUCUUCUCUCUGACUUUGCCUUUCGGUU
Messenger RNA from Seminavis robusta, 1451 nucleotides. The record is from the annotation of a GenBank genome assembly. Lineage: Eukaryota; Bacillariophyta; Bacillariophyceae; Naviculales; Naviculaceae.